AUGCAAGAUCUUGAAGAUGAAAACAAUCUUGAAGACGAAGACAAUCUUGAAGACGAAGACAAUCUUGAAGAUGUAAACAUCCUUGAAGACGAAGACUGCUUUAAGGAUGAAGACUACCUUGAAGAAGAAGACAAUCUUGAAGAUGAAGUCUAUCUUGGCUAUGAAGACUUCCUUGAAGACGAAGACUAUAAGGAUGAAGACAAUGUUGAAGAUGAAGUCUAUCUUGGCUAUGAAGACUUCCUUGAAGACGAAAACUAUCUUAGGGAUGAAGACAAUCUUGAAGACGAAGUCUAUCUUGGAUAUGAAGACUUCCUUGAAGAUGAUCCUAAGGAUGAAGACAAUCUUGAAGACGAAGACAAUCUUGAAGAUGAAGUCUAUCUUGGAUAUGAGGACUUCCUUGAAGACGAAGACUAUCUUAAGGAUGGAGACAAUCUUGAAGACGAAGUCUAUCUUGGAUACGAAGACUUCCUUGAAGACGAAGACUAUCUUAAGGAUGGAGACAAUCUUGAAGAUGAAGACUGCUUUAAUGGAGCAACUAUUGAUGCAACAAUCUAA
Quercus lobata is the source of this 555-nucleotide messenger RNA. RefSeq names its product glutamate-rich protein 6B-like. The transcript has a single exon. The record is from RefSeq and is a predicted model, not a curated record. NCBI's taxonomy places the organism in Eukaryota, Viridiplantae, Streptophyta, Magnoliopsida, Fagales, Fagaceae. Bases 1 to 555 code for a protein of 184 amino acids.